AUGUCCUCCGAUAACUCCAACGUGCACAACAACCCCAACGAUAUGAAUCAUCGACGCAGAGGCUCUGUCACUCAGCAGGCACUGGCUGGCCUCUUCCGCAGCAAUUCAUCGACCACAGGCACCAGCUUUCAGACUUCUGAUCCUCAUCGCCGCCGGCUUUCCAUCUCCACCACAGGCCUCGGCAUUGCAGGAACCUCUGUAGCUACCUCCGCGACAUUCAGUGGCAGUUACCGCCGAGGCAGCGUCUCCAACUCGGAUUCGUUCGUUGAUGAAAACGCCGUCGACGAGGACGAAGGGAGCAGCCGCACCGCCCCCACUACUCCCUUCGUCCGUAGGAUGAGUUUUGGUGGGCCAGCCAUGCGCACUGCCAGUGCCAUUCGCAGCGGCGGCGUUAGUCCCGGAUCUCUAAAUGGUAAUCACCCACUUGCUCCCCCCCCGGCUCCUCACGAAGCCGUUCAGCCGGAUGCGAAGAAAUCCUCAUCGGCGGCCAAGAACGGCGGCGCCGGGGCGCCGUCCUCAGCCGCGGCCUCGGCUAUUGCCGCUGCCCUGUCCACCUCGGGACGGCGCCCCAGCCUGACCGUACAGGCAAGCACUGGAAGCAAGUCAAAAUCUCUUUCUGACCGGUCUGUGUCGCGCUUAGACCAGGGCUUCAACUGGUCCGAGCAGCUUAGAUCCCGAGCCGAAAGCUCCAUCCAAGGGCCGAGGCCCUCCUUCACCUUCGGCUCCACCAUGUCCACGUCGCCCCCGCGUGGAAAUAGUCAGCCUGCCGCUGCCAUCGCUACGCCGCGCCAGGACCGCGCUAAAUCCUUUGCCGAUAUGCCCGCCCCGCCCACCCAGGCCUCCGCGGUGUCGCCCAGACCCGCCGAGCCGGAGCGUCGCAAGCCAGACCCCUUCCAGGAGCGCAUUCUGAAGGGCGACUUUUAUAUGGACUGA
Molecule: messenger RNA, 933 nt
Organism: Sodiomyces alkalinus F11
Lineage: Eukaryota; Fungi; Ascomycota; Sordariomycetes; Glomerellales; Plectosphaerellaceae
Exons: 1
Coding region: 1-933 (310 amino acids)
Source: RefSeq, a predicted model, not a curated record